CCCAACUUCAUCCACUUCACUUUUAGCCCUCCAGCCAAAUCUCCCCCGACCGCGUCACCCGUCUUCCCCCAACGCGGCUGUCCAUCUCUAUCCAUUGUGCAUAGAGUUUCCCUCCCAGCAGCGCUUGUAGCGCGCCACCACCUAGCGACAACAACAUAACCCAUAACCCACUGGGCACAAACAGGUCAUGACUGGCCUCGAAUCAAUCAAUUCGCCCAUCGCGACGCCGCUGCCCCCUGCCAUCUCCUCCUCACCGGCAGCGCCUACGCAGAGCUCCUCGUCUUCUGACGUCCCGUCGUCGCCAUAGGAGGCCGGCGGCGCCAUGGACCCGGUCAACGAGAACACGCCCGACGGCACCUCGCCGCGCACCUUUGCACUCAACCAUCUCCAACCCAAGUCGAGUUUCGUGGGCUGCUCGCGCAUCUCCGACUAUGAACUCAUGGGCAAGCUAGGCGAGGGAACGUUCGGUGAAGUACACCGAGCCCGAUCCAGGAAAACGGGUGCUCUCGUUGCGCUGAAGAAGAUCAUCAUGCACCACGAGAAAGAUGGGUUUCCCAUCACCGCCCUGCGUGAAAUCAAGCUUCUCAAGCUGCUCUCGCACCCCAACAUUUUGCGUCUCGAAGACAUGGCCAUUGAGCACCCUUCGAGGCCGACCGACAAACGCAAAAAGCCCAUCAUAUACAUGGCAACGCCAUACAUGGACCACGAUCUCUCUGGCCUCCUCGACAACCCGUCUGUGCAUUUCAAGGAGCCCCAAAUCAAGUGCUACAUGAAGCAGCUGCUCAAGGGCCUCUCCUACCUCCACGAAAAUCACAUUCUUCACCGCGACAUGAAGGCAGCCAACCUUCUCAUCAGCAACCAGGGCAUCUUACAGAUUGCCGACUUUGGACUGGCGAGACACUAUGACGGGCACACGCCGCAGCCCGGUCGGCCUAUGGGCGAGGGGCGCCGCGACUACACGGGCCUCGUCGUCACGCGCUGGUACCGUCCUCCCGAGCUUCUGCUGCAGCUGCGUCAGUACACCACCGCUAUUGACGUGUGGGGUGUCGGCUGCGUCUUUGGUGAGAUGCUCGUUGGGAGACCCAUCUUGGCCGGAGAGAGCGACGCCCAUCAGCUUGACCUGAUCUGGGACCUCAUGGGCUCGCCCACCGACGACACUAUGCCAGGUUGGAAGAGGCUUCCAGGAGGAGAGCACUUGUCACCGCGAUCCCGCCCCGGCAGCCUCCAGAAUCGCUUCAGAGAAUUUGGCAGCGGAGCAAUUUCACUACUCAAGGAUCUGCUCAAGCUGGACUGGCGGACACGCAUCAACGCGGUCGACGCCAUGGAGCACCCAUACUUUAAGAUGGCACCGUUGCCCAUGGAGCCGCAUGAGAUCCCCACGUACGAGGAGUCCCACGAGCUGGACCGCAGAAAGUUUCACGAUCGCAAGGCGAACCUGCCGCCUGCGCCCAAGGGCGGCACUGUCGGCGUUGGACCCGACGCAAACGGCGCCACUGCGGGUUUCAACAGCAGCGACGGCUACAGUAGCCGAAACGGCAUAAACGGAGCGCGGUACAGGGGCGGCCCGGAUGAGCGGCGACCGGCCUGGCAGAGGGAUAGAGACCGUGGACCGACUUCGCGACCGCCUCAGGAUUGGCCAGGCGCCAGAGACGACCCGGACUAUCGAGAUCGCAGAGCGCCGCGCAACCGCGUCCCAGAGCGCGCAGCCGACAUUGACACGUAUAUCCCAAGCUACAGAGGUGAGGAUGGUGGCGGCCGUCGCAGAGAGGACUGGCCGCGCGAUGAGCGCCGACACCGACCGGUUAAUGACCGCUGGAACGACCGCCGCGGCAGAAGUCGCAGUCGGUCGCCCGCCGUUGUCGACAGGAGAGACCGAGAGCGAGACAUGUAUCGACGAUGAAUAUGACGGCCUGUUUUGCUUUGCGCGGAUGGGCUCACGGGAGCUGAGGGUUGCGCCUCUUGCCCGACAUUCGCAUUUGUAAUGAAGACUUCUCAUAGGGGGUUUCGCAUGGCGUUCACGGGAGGGGUCGGGAAGUCAGAAAGGGUAUAUUGAUGUGUACUUAGUGGGCGACAAGGCUCGAUAAGGGUAUCUUGUUUCGCCUCAUCCGUGUAGACGAGUAUAAGGAGACGGGAAUAACAGGCCAUGCCAAAUUGCGCCG
This is a messenger RNA of Purpureocillium takamizusanense, 2159 nucleotides long. RefSeq names its product [Pyruvate dehydrogenase (acetyl-transferring)] kinase (gene BUR1). The transcript is spliced from 6 exons. NCBI's taxonomy places the organism in Eukaryota, Fungi, Ascomycota, Sordariomycetes, Hypocreales, Ophiocordycipitaceae. The record is from RefSeq and is a predicted model, not a curated record. Gene Ontology annotation, molecular function: ATP binding; cyclin-dependent protein serine/threonine kinase activity. Gene Ontology annotation, cellular component: nucleus. Gene Ontology annotation, biological process: protein phosphorylation. Bases 323 to 1900 code for a protein of 525 amino acids.